Molecule: messenger RNA, 503 nt
Organism: Onthophagus taurus
Lineage: Eukaryota; Metazoa; Arthropoda; Insecta; Coleoptera; Scarabaeidae
Product: cytochrome b-c1 complex subunit 7
Biological process (GO): mitochondrial electron transport, ubiquinol to cytochrome c
Cellular component (GO): respiratory chain complex III
Source: RefSeq, a predicted model, not a curated record
UGAUUUGAAUACAACUUCACUCUAUUGGUUACCUAACUUCUGAUAUUGUCAAUUUCAUAAAGAAAUUCCUUAAAAAUGGCUUUAUUCCACGUUCAAAGAAGAUUAAUGAGCAGUGGCUUACAAAAGUUUUGUUAUAAUUUGGCCGGUUUCAAUAAAUUGGGCUUGAUGCGAGAUGAUUUGCUUUUUGAAGAUGAUGAUGUAAAAGAGGCUCUCAAGAGGUUGUCCCAAGCGAAAAUCGACGAACGUAAUUAUCGUAUUUUGAGAGCGACUCAAUUAGACAUCCAAAAAUCGAUUUUGCCCAAAGAUAAGUGGACAAAACUUGAAGAAGACGAAUUAUAUUUAACACCUCUCGUCAAUCAAGUUAUUAAGGAGAGAGAAGAACGUGAAGAAUGGAGCAAAAAUUAUUAAAGAUUGAGUGCUUAGUUCUUGGAAAUUGUAAAGAUGAAGUAGCUUUCUUUGUUAUUUAAUACAUUUAUUAAUAAAUUUAAUCUAGUCUUCUUUUA